AUGAUAAGCUCAGUAGUAACAGCACAAUCUCAUCUAUCGGUUAUUACAAUCGUAUUCUACACUUGUUUGUGGAUUCCAUUCUGCCAAAUACAACAAUUCAUGCAAAAGAUGUUGGAUUUUUUGAUGUAUUAUCCAUAUCCUCGGCCAGUCAAUGAAGCAGCUAUCUAUGUUCCAACCUGCUGUGACCUGAAACUUCCGGCCAGUAGAUUCCCCGAUGUUCAGGGCCGGAGCAGUAUCGACGGGGAAGUAGAGGAAAGUUGCUCCAUUUGCUUAAUGGAGUAUGAGAAAGAAAAUGUGGUUUGUGAAUUACCAAGUUGUAAGCAUGUAUUCCAUAUGGAGUGUAUUGAGAGAUGGGUGGAAAGGGGCCAAUUCACUUGCCCUCUUUGUAGAUCUUUGCUCUUGCACCGGACAGCCGAUUCUCCUUGCAAAUGA
Messenger RNA from Nicotiana tabacum (common tobacco), 432 nucleotides. Lineage: Eukaryota; Viridiplantae; Streptophyta; Magnoliopsida; Solanales; Solanaceae. The record is from RefSeq and is a predicted model, not a curated record.